This is a messenger RNA of Synchiropus splendidus (mandarinfish), 8665 nucleotides long. It is a transcript of the gene sptbn2, whose product is annotated as spectrin beta chain, non-erythrocytic 1. The transcript has 40 exons. Bases 338 to 7510 code for a protein of 2390 amino acids. The record is from RefSeq and is a predicted model, not a curated record. Gene Ontology annotation, biological process: actin cytoskeleton organization. Gene Ontology annotation, cellular component: cortical actin cytoskeleton; cell projection; cell junction. Lineage: Eukaryota; Metazoa; Chordata; Actinopteri; Syngnathiformes; Callionymidae. Gene Ontology annotation, molecular function: actin filament binding; structural constituent of cytoskeleton; phospholipid binding.
UCCCGCCCCUCCUGGACCUCCUCUUUCUUCUCCGGUGAAGUGCAGGACCGAACUACGAGCGCGGAUGGUUCGGCUGCUGUGAUCUAUCAGAACCGUCUUUCACCUGCAGCAGGUUCGGUUUGCCGCCAUCGACCCAGCUAUAGCGAGACACGUAGGGCUCGGUUCGUACUGCGACGCCGCGCUGCGUGGAGGAAAGAAGAUCCGCUUUCUGUCGAGGAUGCGGAUUUAAACGAACCUCCCGGACACCUGGACCGAGUCGCAACAGAAUCGUGUGCUGGGGAAGGAUUUUCACAGACAACGGAACCGACGGUUGGAUGUGACCUGGCGUGGCGGCACCAUGAGCACCAUCUCGCCCACAGACUUUGACAGCCUGGAGAUCCAGCAGCAGUACAACGACAUCAACAACCGCUGGGACCUCGCGGCCGAGACCGACUGGGACAAUGAGAACAGCUCGGCCAGACUGUUCGAGCGCUCUCGGAUCAAAGCCCUGGCAGGAACCAUGGAGUGGGACCACCGGGACCACCGCGAACCCUGCUUGUCCCCGGCUGCGUUUGUCAAUCAGGUGCAAUACUCCAACAUCCUGGAAGGGCGCUUCAAACAGCUCCAAGAUGAGCGCGAGGCCGUGCAGAAGAAGACCUUCACCAAAUGGGUCAACUCCCACCUGGGCCGCGUCACCUGUCGCAUUGGCGACCUGUAUACAGACCUGCGAGACGGACGCAUGUUGAUCCGCCUGCUAGAAGUCCUCUCUGGCGAACAGUUGCCGAGGCCGACGAAGGGCCGCAUGAGGAUCCACUGUCUGGAGAAUGUGGACAAGGCGCUGCAGUUCCUCAAAGAACAGAAGGUCCACCUGGAGAACAUGGGCUCACAUGACAUUGUGGACGGGAACCACCGGCUGACCCUCGGCCUCAUCUGGACCAUCAUCCUGCGCUUCCAGAUCCAGGACAUCAGCGUGGAGACAGAGGACAACAAGGAGAAAAAGUCGGCUAAAGACGCUCUGCUGCUGUGGUGCCAGAUGAAAACAGCUGGUUAUCCCAACGUCAACAUUCACAACUUCACCACGAGCUGGAGAGACGGUUUGGCCUUCAACGCCAUCGUGCACAAGCACAGGUCGGACCUGAUUGAGUUCGACUCCCUGAAAAGAUCCAAUGCUCACUACAAUCUUCAAAAUGCCUUCAAUGUGGCCGAGAAGGAACUGGGCCUGACCAAGCUUCUGGAUCCGGAAGAUGUAAAUGUGGACCAGCCAGAUGAGAAGUCCAUCAUUACCUACGUGGCCACCUACUACCACUACUUCUCCAAGAUGAAGGCUCUGGCCGUGGAAGGCAAGAGGAUCGGGAAGGUCCUGGACUACGCUAUCGAAGCGGAUCAGCUGAUUGACAAGUAUGAAAGUUUGGCGUCGGAGCUGCUGCAGUGGAUCGAGCAGACCAUCCUGACCCUGAACGACCGGCAGCUGGCCAACUCUCUGAGCGCCGUCCAGAACCAGCUGCAGGCCUUCAACUCGUACCGCACGGUGGAGAAACCCCCAAAGUUCACUGAGAAGGGAAACCUGGAGGUUCUUCUCUUCACGAUCCAAAGCAAGAUGCGGGCCAACAACCAAAAAGUUUAUGUGCCGCGAGAGGGCAAACUCAUCUCUGACAUCAACAAGGCCUGGGAGCGACUGGAGAAGGCGGAGCAUGAGCGGGAGCUGGCGCUGAGGAACGAGCUGAUCCGACAGGAGAAGCUGGAGAUGCUAGCCGCUCGUUUCGAUCGCAAAGCUGCGAUGAGAGAAACAUGGCUGAGCGAGAACCAGCGGCUGGUCUCGCAGGAUAACUUUGGGGCGGAUCUUGGCGCUGUGGAGGCAGCCACACGGAAGCACGAGGCCAUCGAGACAGACAUCGGAGCAUACUGGGAGCGAGUGGCCGCCGUGGAAGCAGUUGCCAGAGAGUUGGAGACUGAGAACUAUCACGACGUGCGCCGAGUAAUGGCGCGCCGCGAUAACGUGCUGCGGCUGUGGGAGUACCUGAAGGAGCUGCUGGCUGCACGGCGAGAGAGACUCAACGCUCACCGCGACCUCCAGAGGCUGUUUCAGGAAAUGCGCUACAUCAUGGACUGGAUGGCCGACAUGAGGAGUCGCCUGCAGUCCCAGGACAGUGGCAAACAUCUGCACGAUGUUUUGGACCUUCUGCAGAAGCACACACUGGUGGAGGCCGACAUCUCUGCCCAGUCCGAGCGGAUCCGGGCCGUCCAGGUGGCCGGCCUGUGCUUCAUCUCCCCAGACCAGGCUUACAAACCGUGUGAGCCAGGUCUGGUAAGUAAGAAGGUGGAGCUGCUCGGCCAGGUCUACGAGGAGCUGGGGCAGCUGGCGGAGAAACGACGAGAGCGCCUUGAGGAUUCCCGCCGACUGUGGCAGUUCCUGUGGGAUCUUGGGGAAGAGGCAGCCUGGAUCAGGGAGCAGGAGCAGAUAUUGUCAAGCGGGGACUGUGGACGGGAUCUUACCUCUGCUCUUCGGCUGCUCAGCAAACACGAGGCUUUCAGAGAUGAGAUGGCAGCGCGGUUCGGCCCGCUCAACAACAGCAUCGCUGCAGGAGAAGCUCUGGUUCAGGAGGGGCACUUUGGAGCUCCCGAGGUCACUGAGCGGAUCCACGACAUUCGGGCCCAGUGGUCCCACCUAGAGGAGAGUACAAAACUCAGAGAGCGCCGUUUGAGGGAGGCGGUGGCUCUGCACCAGUUCCAAACUGACGCUGAUGACAUGGAGGCCUGGAUCAUGGAGACCCUGCGGCAGGUCACCAGUCCUGAAGUGGGACACGACGAGUUCUCCACACAGACUUUGGCACGCAAGCACCGCGAGGUUGAGCAGGAGAUCCAGAGCCAUCGACUGCUCAUAGACUCCCUGCAAGAGCAGCUCCAGACCCUCCCUGUGGACUUCCUGCGCCUACCUCAAGUAGAGGGCAGACUUCCUGCCAUUGAGCAACAGUAUCAGCAGUUGGAGUCCCUAUCAGCAAGUCGGCAGCAGGCGCUGGAAGGAGCUCUGGCCCUGUACCGCAUGUUCAGCGAGGCUGCGGCGUGUCAGCAGUGGGUGGAAGAGAAGGAGCAGUGGCUGCAUGCCAUGGAGAUCCCCACAAAGCUGGAGGACCUAGAGGUGGUGCAGCAGAGGUUCGAGACUCUUGAGCCAGAGAUGAACAACCUGGGCGCCCGGGUGUCCGACGUGAACCUGGUGGCUAAACAGCUGCUGAGCGACGAUAGCUGUAACCAAGACCAGAUCCACCAGACCAGAGACCAGCUGAACAACAGGUGGAGCGAGUUCCAGAAACUGGCUGACCAGAAGAAACUGGGUCUCGAGUCAGCGCUGAACAUCCAGAACUACCACCUGGAGUGUAAUGAGAUCCAGACAUGGAUGAGGGAGAAGACCAAAGUCAUUGAGUCCACACAGGGUUUGGGAAACGACCUGGCUGGAGUCAUGGCACUGCAACGCAAACUUACAGGCAUGGAGAGAGAUCUGGAGGCAAUCCAGGGGAAGCUCGAUGACCUGAGGGCCGAGGCGGAGAAACUGGCUUUGGAGCACCCAGAUCAGGCCGGAGAGAUCCAGAGUCGACUUCAGGAGAUCCAGGAGGUUUGGGAGGAGCUCAACUCCACCAUGAGGCUCCGCGAAGAGUCUCUGGGAGAAGCCAGCAAGCUGCAGGGCUUCCUACGGGAUCUGGACGACUUCCAGUCCUGGCUGUCCAGGACACAGACGGCCGUAGCCUCCGAGGACAUCCCUACCUCGCUGCCCGAGGCAGAGAGUCUGCUGACCCAGCAUGAGAACAUAAAGAACGAGGUUGACAAUUAUAAGGAGGACUAUGAGAAGAUGAGAGGUGUGGGCGAGGAGGUGACCCAGGAUCAGACGGAUGCCCAGCAUGUGUUCCUGGCCCAGAGGCUGCAGGCGUUAGACACAGGUUGGCAUGAGCUACGCCGCAUGUGGGAGAACCGGCACAGUCUGCUGGCCCAGGCUUUUGACUUCCAGAACUUCCUGAGAGAUGCCAAGCAGGCUGAAGCGUUUCUCAACAGCCAGGAGUACGUUCUUUCUCACACCGAGAUGCCCACCAGCCUGCAGGGGGCAGAGGAGGCCAUCAAGAAGCAUGAGGACUUCCUGACUACUACAGAGGCCAGUGAGGAGAAGAUCACCAGUGUUGUGGAGGCUGGGCGGCGCCUCAUCAACGACGGCAAUGCCAACGUUGACAAGAUCCAGGAGAAGGUGGACUCUAUCCAGGAGAGGCACCUGAAGAACAAGGAGGCCGCCAAUGACCUUCUGAUGAAACUCAAGGACAAUCGAGAGCUCCAGCACUUUCUGCAGGACGGCCAGGAGCUCACCUUAUGGAUCAACGAGAAGAUGCUUACAGCCCAGGACAUGUCCUACGACGAGGCCCGGAACCUCCAUAGCAAGUGGCAGAAGCACCAAGCCUUCAUGGCCGAGCUGGCCUCCAACAAGGACUGGCUUGACAAGAUCCACAAGGAGGGUCAAGCUCUGGUGGCUGAGAAGCCUGAGCUGGAACCGGUGGUCCAGCAGACCCUGCAGGAGCUGCAGCGUCAGUGGGAGGAGCUGGAGAACACGACCAGAACCAAAGCCCAGUGCUUGUUCGACGCCAACAGGGCCGAGCUCUUCACGCAGAGUUGCUCGGCUCUGGACGUCUGGCUGAAGAACCUCGGGGGUCAGCUGCACAGCGACGACUAUGGUAAAGACCUGACGAGUGUCAACAUCCUGCUGAAGAAGCACCAGAUGCUGGAGCAUCAGAUGGAGGUUCGGGAGAAGGAGGUCCAGUCUCUGCAGUCUCAGGCUCUUGCCUUGUCUCAAGAGGAUGCUGGACUGAACGAGGUGGACGGUCAGCAGAGACGAGUGACCGACAGCUUCUCCAGCCUGCAGGCGCCUCUGCAGCUGCGCAGGCAGCGACUGCUGGCGUCCAAAGAGGCGCACCAGUUCAACAGAGACCUGGAGGACGAGAUUCUGUGGGUGACCGAGCGGAUGCCCCUCGCUGUUUCCACUGACCACGGCAAAGACCUGCCCACAGUCCAGCUGCUCAUCAAGAAGAACCAGACCCUGCAGAAGGAGAUCCAGGGGCACCAGCCCCGGAUCGACGACAUCCUCAGACGGGGUCAGGCCCAGACUCAGGUGGACGGUGAGAGACAGUCUGCGCUGGAGGGCCGGCUGGAAGAACUCCAGGAUCUCUGGAGCCAGCUCAUCUCUGAGGCCGACAAACGCCACGUCCGCUUGAUGGAGGCGAACCAAGCCCAGCAGUUCUAUGCCGAUGCUGCCGAGGCAGAGGCUUGGAUGGGAGAGCAGGAGCUGCAUAUGAUGUCGGAGGAGAAAGCCAAGGAUGAGCAGAGCGCCCUGAUGAUGGUGAAGAAGCACCUGAUCCUGGAGCAGGCGCUGGAGGACUACGCCCAGACCAUCCACCAGCUGGCAAACAGCAGCCGCAUGAUGGUGACAAGCGACCACCCGGAGAGCGAGAGGAUCACGCUGAGACAGGCUCAGGUGGACAAGCUCUACGCUGGACUCAAGGACCUAGCAGAAGAGCGGCGUGGUCGCCUUCAGGAGAGACUGCGACUGACUCAACUGAAGAGGGAAGUGGACGACCUGGAGCAGUGGAUCGCUGAGCGAGAGAUGGUGGCCGGGUCUCACGAGCUGGGUCAGGACUACGAGCAUGUGACGAUGCUGCGGGACAAAUUCCGAGAGUUCGCCCGGGACACAAGCACCAUCGGUCAGGAACGAGUGGACGGUGUCAACAGUCUGGCCGACGACCUGAUCGAGUCGGGUCACCCGGAGAAUGCGGUGGUGGCCGAGUGGAAGGAUGGACUGAACGAGGCCUGGGCAGACCUUCUGGAGCUGAUCGACACCCGCACACAGAUGCUGGCUGCGUCCUACGAGCUGCACCGCUUCCACCAGGACGCCAUGGAGGUUCUGGGCCGGGUCAAGGAGAAGCGGGAGGCAUUGCCAUCAGACCUGGGUCGAGACCUCAACACGGUCCAGCACCUUCAUCGACAGCACCAGACUUUAGAGAACGACAUCCAAGCUCUGAGCGGACAGGUGAACCAGAUCCAGGAUGAUGCCGCCCGGUUGCAGAAGGCGUAUGCAGGCGAGAAGGCAGAUGAUAUACACCGGAGCGAGCUCGCCGUCACGGCAGCCUGGGACAGUCUGCAGGAGGCCUGUGCUGCUCGUCGCCUCCUCCUGGUGGACACAGUGGAGAAGUUCCGCUUCUUCAACAUGGUGCGGGACCUGAUGCUUUGGAUGGACGGGGUUCACCUGCAGAUCGACGCUCACGACAAUCCCAGGGAUGUUUCUUCAGCAGGGCUGGUGAUCGCACAACACCAGGAUAUCAAGUCCGAGAUAGAGACACGGGCUGACAGCUUCAGCGCCUGCAUCGAGAUGGGGUCCAGUCUCAUCCAGAACCACCACUACGCUGCCGACGAGAUCCGGGAGAAGUUGACUCAGCUUCAGGACAAGAGGGACCAAAUCAACAAGAAGUGGCAGGACAAGAUGGACCACCUGCAGAUAGUACUGGAGGUUCUGCAGUUUGGGCGCGACGCCUACAUUGCUGAAUCCUGGCUGGCCGGUCAGGAGCCUCUGGUCCGGACUUCAGAACUGGGCUCCAAUGUGGACGAGGUGGAGAGUCUCAUCAAACGUCACGAGGCCUUCGAGAAGCUGGCGGCAUCCUGGGAGGAACGCUUCGUGCUGCUGGAGAAGCUAACCACGCUGGAGGAGCAGGAGCUGCAGAGACGACGGGAAGAGGAGGAGCGAGCCCGUCGGCCGCCCACGCCGCCCCCUGCUGACGAGGUUGUCGCAUCCGAAAAUGAAGCCCACGACUCUGCGGCGCGAACCAGUCUGGACCAGACGACCCUCAACCAGUCGGUGUCGGUGAACGGCGUCCACAGUGACAACGACACGUCACAGGGUUCAGAGACGGAGUCUGUGAAUGGACCGGGAAGGGAUAGCGGUCUAGCCUCGUCUCGCCUUGAACCGUCUGCCACGUUACCGGGCCGGGGCGCCGCCGAGUCAGAGCCCGAGACCAUGGAGGGGACUCUUUGUCGGAAACAGGAAAUGGAGACGCACAGCAAGAAGGCAGCGAGCAGGUCAUGGCAGAACGUCUACUGUGUCCUGAGGAAAGGGAGUCUGGGAUUCUACAAAGACGGGAAAAGUGCGAGUAAUGGAAUCCCGUACCACGGAGAAGUGCCCAUCAGCCUGGGAGACGCCGUCUGUGAAGUGGCUCACGACUACAAGAAGAGGAAACACGUGUUCAAGCUGAGACUCGGAGAUGGAAAAGAAUUCCUGUUCCAGGCCAAGGACGAGUCUGAAAUGAGUGCGUGGAUCCGCUCCAUCCUCAAUUCCGUUCCCAGUGCACAAGGAGAUUCUCCCGCAGGUCAGCGGGCCCUGAGCCGGGCCAUGACCAUGCCCCCCAUCUCCCCAAGCUCAGGGGAAGCAGCCGGCGGCGUGACACUGCGGAACAAGGAGGGACGAGAGAAAGACAGAGAGAAGAGGUUCAGUUUCUUCGGCAAGAAAAAAUAAUGCACAAGGUUCUAGUGGGGAAUCUGGAGAACUGGAAUACUCGGAUAUCAAACCAGGAGCAGGAGGACCUGCCCCCGCUGGUCCUCUUGCUCCUCUUCUAUCACUUUUUUCAUCCUAAUCUUUCAGCUAUGACGUGGACGGUUCCGCUCCAGAGUCCGGUCCAAUCCCAUCGGUCUCUUUCUGCUUUUGCUGUUGAUGUUCUGACCUGAACUUUGCUGUUGCUGGUUUAAUUCCCUUUCAUUUGAAUCUGUUUGGUUCUGCUAGCAGGCCUUUUAGGAAUGAGGUCGUGAGUUUUAGCCGCGUGCCGUCACCGUCGUCUGUUUGAAAGUUCUAAAAUAAUAAUAUUUAAUAAACAGUUUGAUUUUUUUAUCUUUAUUUUGCCUGAAGGUUUUUUUUUUGCUCAAGUUUUUUUCUGUACAAACAGAGAUAGUUUUCUAGAGUGUGAGUGUGUGUGUGUGUGUGUGCGAGAGAGAGAGAGAGAGAGUUGUGGAUUUUGCACGUUCCCCUUAUUUCCAUUUGGACCAUCAGAACCAGACUUGGAUGACCACAAACUUUGCUUUGGGUUUUUGUUUUCUUCACACAUUCUUUUUUUUCAGUGAUUCACUUUUGUGGACAGAAACCUUGAAGCUUGUUCCAGUGCCGGACCUGUCAGAGGAGUCUUUCAUAUUAGAAGGCGCAAUCGGCGUAUUCUUACGAUUGUCCAGUUCUCACACAGAAGGUCCAGGUCUUCCCGGGCCUGACAGCUUCAGUGAAUGUCGGAUCUGACACGUCCGAACCUGUUAGCCUUAAGUCGUGUCUGUCGGUUCAUCAGGUUCCCCUCUCCAGCUUCGAAUGUAAACCAACACCAUCACGAUUCCUUCACUGGACUGGAGAACGAGCGGGUCGGUUCUGGUCCGUGUUGGCAUGGAUCACAAAGGGGUGGGGGGGGGGCCGACAUAUCGCUGACGUCAGCAAAUGUGUGAAAUCGUUUGAAAACUUCAAGACUGACGAAUGUUCCUCUUCCAAACUGUUGUCAUGGUUCUGUAUUUUCUGAUGCAACUAUACUGAUGUACCAGGCUCUUCCACUUGGUGUCGACGUGGAGCUGUUUUCUUUAAGCUGUUGUUGUUUAUCGAUGUUUGGUCGUUAACAAAUAAAAUCUGGUUUGAUCAAGUCCA